Molecule: messenger RNA, 2232 nt
Organism: Homarus americanus (American lobster)
Lineage: Eukaryota; Metazoa; Arthropoda; Malacostraca; Decapoda; Nephropidae
Product: monocarboxylate transporter 12-like
Exons: 7
Coding region: 198-1697 (499 amino acids)
Biological process (GO): transmembrane transport
Molecular function (GO): monocarboxylic acid transmembrane transporter activity
Source: RefSeq, a predicted model, not a curated record
GGCUGGGGGGGUUGUCGACGUCGGUGGCGCUGCUGGUGUCACCCCUCACCAUCGCUGUGUGUCGGAGGAACUCUACCAGGCUGACGGCGGUGUUAGGGGGCCUCAUCACCGCCCUAGGCUGUCUCUUCACCUCCUUCGCCAGCCAGUUCCACCAGCUCUUCUUCAGCUACGGGACUGUCAUAGGUAUUGGGGUGGGCAUGACUCGGGACUCCUCGACGCUGAUGGUGGGUCAGUACUUCAAGAGGCGGCGAGAGUUCGUGGAGAUCAUCGUGGUGAGCGGUAGUGGCCUGGGCAUUACUGUUAUGUCUGUAUUCAUCCGAGGAGCAAUAGGCUCCAUCGGGUGGCGUCUGGGGCUACAGGCGGUGACCGGAGUGAUCUUCCUCACCUUCCUGAUGGGGACAUUCUACCGCUCGGCGUCCCUCUACCACCCUCAGCGCCGGGCCAUCCUCCACCUCAAGAACCAGAAGAGGAAGGUAAAGGAGAAGAACAGGCCGGACGACAAGCCGCCCUUCUUCGACGUGGCCACCCUCAAGAGCCGCACAGUCCAGAUCCUCCUUGUGUCCAUCGGCCUAUCGUCCUUCGGCAUCACCACGCCAAUAAUAUACCUGGCACACCAGGCGGAGGAGGAAGGGCUUGGAGAGGUGUCAGUACUCCUGCUGCAGACGUACUUGGGGCUAGGCUGGGUGAUAGGGUGCUGCGCCUUCGGGUUCGUGGUGCUGCAGAAGAACACAGAAUGCAGGGUAGGGCGCCAAUACCUGUGUCAAGCUUCCAUGUUCCUUUGUGGGAUAUCUACCUUGGCUUUCACCGCUGUCGAAGCAGGUUACCACGGCUAUGUGCUCUUUGCAUGGCUGUACGGCAUCUUCUGCGGGGGGUUCCACUACUCCCUCAAGAUGUACACCUACGAGAAGGUCCGCGCCAGGAACUUCGCCAGGACGUGGGGUUUUGUCCAGUGCUCUCAGGCCAUCCCCACGGCUAUUGGCGUCCCCAUAACAGGUUACAUCAACAUCGGUUAUGGAGACAAGGCAGGCUACUACUUCUCCUCCACCUUCGUCAUCUUUGGCUCCAUGACCAUAUUCCUUAUAGACAUACAUAGGAGGAACGCUGCCAAGCACAAACACUCACGCAAAUCUGGCGGUAGCAACACCUGUGUUAAAGAGACGUGUCCAGAGAGCCGGAGGCGGGACUCCUUGGCCCAACUGACCCGUGAACCACUCAAAGCACACACUUCGUCCCUCGCACUCCUUCACCAGCGAUCCAUUGCCUUUGAAACUCCAGAGGCAAGGAACAAACCUGAACUCACAUGUAUUUCUGAAGAAGGCAUAGCAGACAUGGAUAUCCCUGAUCACCUUUUAGAGGAUCUGGAAUACCUCGGGGAUUGUAUUACUUCAUGUGACAAAGUUGAGAACUAUCUCUUGAUGAGUGAAUAUGAAAACAAUCUAGUAAAAACAAAUGAAAUACCUUAUAUCUUAGAUAGACGAGGGAGAAAACGUCUCAUGUCCAUAACGAAGCAGUCGUCUUCAUUUAAUUGUAAGGACUCUCCCAAAAAAAUAGAUAAACCCCCAGAUAAAGGAGGUGCCGCCUCUUCCUCCUCUUCGUCGUCUUCCACCCAUGAGGCUCCCAGUGCAAGCAACCAGAGAGCACAAAUUAAAUCGGGCAACCACCGCAGUAUUACAGUGAUUGAGGAAGCGUCGGUAUGAGGGUGGAAUGAGAUGGUUCAUUUUACCUCACAGUCAGCAAGUCGCCAUCUUGGCACUUGUUUUGUGACUUGUAAUUGUUUUCACCAUUGGCAUUUAUUUUAGUAAGCUAUUGUUUACUAUGUAGUAUGGUGGAAAUGUGUUGAAAAUGCAAAACUCUUUGCAAUAGACAUAGUUAGCAUUUUUGCAGAAAAAACUAUAGUCCUCCUAAAGUGAAAAAAAACAAACAAUCAUUUUAUGACAGUCUGAGAGAUGAGUCCUUAGUAUGAAAGAAGAUAUUUGGAUGUAUAGCUAAAGAAUAAUACUCUAAUAACAUUCAGUGUGACCAGUAGAAAUUAUGCAUAUUACAGUACAGUAUAUACAGCAUACAGCACUGUAAAUGUGUCCUUUACCUUUGAAAUUUCUCUCUUCAUUAGAAUGCCACAUUUGUCCAGGAGUAGUAUUUCAACAGAAAGUUGUUUCUGGUUACCAAAAAUGUUAUAUUGUUACCAAGAACUUGUAUUCUAGUUUUGAAGAAGUUAACAACCACUAUCCACAA